UAAAAAUAUGGUUGACAUAGCACUUAAUGUAAAGAAAAGGACUAAACAGCGGUACGAGAUUAUUAAGAGGAAGGGUGGCCAUACCAAAAAAACAAAUACAACAGUCCAUUAGCAAGGAGAUCAUAAUUCCAGCAGGCAAGAUGAAGUGGGCUCUGCUGUGUGCUAAGACCAGCAAAGCUGGGAAGCAACUCGACACCAAACAAAUUUCAGAUACUGUGCUUCGCAACAGAAUGGAGCAUCUAAUUGAGAGGAUUUUUGGUGCAUACCCUGAGGAUUACGGUUUCGGCUACAAGGAGCUCCAGUAUGACUCUGUGGCCAAUACAGUGAACCAUAUUGGGGCGUUUGUUGAUAUUUUCCGUGUUUUGAGUCUCAACAAGGCAGUGAAGACGAUUUUACUCUUCCCAAUGAGGAUGUCUAUUGCACCAGGUUUUACUAUGCUCAACAAGACCAUUAUUGCAUGGUGUAUUCUAUCCAUCACAAAGAGCCGACUCAAAGCACUGCACAAGGAGAAUAUUUGCCUAGGUAUUGAGGUUCCAGAGAUUCCACAUCUGAAAGAUCCCAAAGGCAAAUCACCAGAAUAAAUUUGGUCACUCUUUUAUGAUAUUUCAUGUUAACCGUUUUUGCUCGAUUUUAAAAUGGACAAAAAACCACACAGUUUUGGUGGGAUCAUUCAUGCUGAUGGCAUUGCAAUUAUCGUGUUGCUAGACUCGCCUGCCAACACACAGAAGAAGAGUAUCUAGGCAGAGAGGAUUUCACGGUCUAAAAAAGGAUCUGGCAACAACAACAACAACAGUAGUGACAAUUACGACUGCAAUGGCAACAGCAAUGAUGGCAAACCUGUCAAUAGUGUGCCCUACAGUGAGAAAGCUCCCGAGCACAUUGAUAAUUUGUCAAAAAUGACAUUCAUGAUAUUUUUGACAAAUCAAUGCCCUGUGAUACCAGUCGACAGGAUAUGCUCUGUUGUCUGGGGUAUAACAGCAAUUACAAAAAGGGUGAGGAAG
Messenger RNA from Kickxella alabastrina, 1001 nucleotides. RefSeq lists its product as uncharacterized. Bases 141 to 581 code for a protein of 146 amino acids. Lineage: Eukaryota; Fungi; Kickxellomycota; Kickxellomycetes; Kickxellales; Kickxellaceae. The transcript has a single exon. The record is from RefSeq and is a predicted model, not a curated record.